This is a messenger RNA of Lytechinus pictus (painted urchin), 2719 nucleotides long. RefSeq names its product beta-1,3-galactosyltransferase 5-like. Lineage: Eukaryota; Metazoa; Echinodermata; Echinoidea; Temnopleuroida; Toxopneustidae. Gene Ontology annotation, molecular function: hexosyltransferase activity. The transcript has a single exon. The record is from RefSeq and is a predicted model, not a curated record. Bases 295 to 1389 code for a protein of 364 amino acids. Gene Ontology annotation, cellular component: Golgi membrane.
UGUGGUAUUGGAACAUCUUUCUUUGGGUGGGGGAGGGUGGUAAACUGGCCAGCCCUACUAUACGCCAUUUGUUUAAACAAUAUUUGCACGUUCAUGUUUGAGUGAUUGAUCAGGUGACACACUUUCUGUUGAUAUUAGAAUAUGUAUUCAUAAUGAGUCUACUAUCGGAACGCUUGUAGUAUACCAGCUGGUUCAUGCAACUAGAAAAAGAAAUCAAUACCGGGAUAUGCUGUAUAAUGCAUUUAGAAUCGAGACUCCAUACCUUACGGUGUGUUUGUCGCAUUUUAAUUGGAAAUGAGUUUUGUUUAUUUUGCAUUCAUCGAUAUGUUGGUUCCUCUAUCAGUGAAUUUUUUGAACAGGUAUCAUCGGUACAGUAUGCGCAUCAUCGCCAUGAUUGUCCUCAUCAUCAUCGUUAUCACGUCACUACGAUCAUUGAUAAGAAUGGAUUCGUGUAUCACUUCAGUUGGAGCGGAAAUUGAACCUGCCCAUCGUCAUCAAAGCAGAAAGAUUAAUGGUGAUGUAAACAUUCGUUACUUUGAACGCAUACAUGGUGAAGAGUAUGGCUAUAUCCACAAUCCUCGUAACAUCUGUUUGGGCGAGGAUGGUAAAAAAGAGCCAAUAUUUCUCCUGUUUCUGGUAAUGUCAACUCCACGAGAAAUUUACUUGAGAGAAGCGAUUCGAGACUCAUACGCGAACGAUACAAACUGGCCAGUCCUGGAAGAAGGCUCGGUCAGGACCGUGUUCCUCAUCGGCGACAUCGACGCACACGAUUACGUAACCCAAGAUGUCAUCAACGGUGAGAUGUACUACUAUGGCGACAUCGUACAGUCGACCGAGUUCAUAGAUUCCAAUUCAAAUCAAACCAGAAAAAUUAUCAUGGGGUUUCGAUGGGUGAAGGACCACUGUCGUCACGCCCUCUACGUCAUGAAAAUUGAAGAGCGAAGCAUGGUGAACCAAAGGACUCUUAUCAAACGCCUCAGAGGGAAUCAUGUCCUGAAACAUUUCCUAUUGGGGGAUGUAGUAACAGAUGUCCAAGCAUUGCGUGACAAUAUGCGUUUGAAUAUACCUCCCGAGAUGAUACAUCCUAAUGGAACUUUACCACCCUUUUUCUACGGCGCAGGGUAUAUACUGUCCUUUGACGUUGUGGAAGCUAUUCACCAAGUUUCCUUUAGCAUCCCAUUCGUUAUAAAUACGAAUGUUUAUAUCGGAUUAUGUCUUCAAAAACUUGGCAUCACAUUGAUCCAGACUCCUGAUGAUGUAUCCUUCUCAAAGAAAAUAAUUUAUAACGAAUCCGGACGUAAUGGUGUCGAUAAGUUUAAUCAAUGCAUAGCUAUACCACAUUUAUCAGAAACUGAAAUGUACAUUCUCUGGCGAUUUGGAAAAAUAUAAUUUUAGGCAUAUGAAUCUGCGGCAGAAAACCAAAUGAGCCUACAUAUAGAAAAGAGAGAUUUAUAGAUCCAAUAAGUUAAUAACUGGAUAUCAUCCCCGGUCCACCAAACAAACUCGAUAUACAAUAGAAGUAACAAUGGGGCGCAGGAUAGGGUCAUGGUAACUCUUCGGUGAUAUAAUAGGAUUAGCUAGCCUUUCACCGAAAACAGGCAGAAAAAAAGUUUCACAAUUUAAAAGCAGAUCUGUUAUCCAAAAUCGAAAACGAACAUUGCUAAUGACACACGGAGACUGUGAUUGAAACCGCCAUAAUGGCAGAAGUCUCAGACACGUCUGCUCUGAUCACCACUCUACCAAUAUUAACCAUCUGCUAAAGCAACUAUAAGUCGCUAAACAGGCUUUCUGUAAAUUGCCAAAAUAAUUUAUACAAAUAUAUAUAUAUAUUUUUUUAAUUAACGUGGGAAAAUUAUUUCAUUAAAAGGUUAACUCUUUUCAUACUGCCAAAAUUAAGAUUUGUAAAGCUAAUCAAAAGACGAGGCACUAGAGAUUAUUUAUUGUCAUUUUUUCCAGACAACAUGUACUUGUGCCUUUCACUGAGAAUGCUUAAUGAAAUAUCAUGCUUCACUGAACCCUAAAUUUCUAACCUCUGUUUUUACCCUUAUUAUUUGAACCUCUUACUGAUUAUCUUCGACAUGCACUUGUGUGGGUUAUUAUUUUAAUGCUUAAUGAAUAUGUGCUCUUUGUCAAACUCACUAAAAAUCCCAAAAUUUAUUUGAACGACUUAAUGUUGGUUUGGGGUGGCAGGUUACGUAAAUGAUUUGCUGGACACUUUUCCUUACGUUCGAUAAGCCUUUCUGAAACUUGCUGAUAUAUAUAUAUAUAUUUCAAUGUACAGUAUAGGCUAACCACCACAGCAUUGGAGAUAAGCCAUUUCGUCUUUUAUGGACUAUCAUGUGAAGGCAUUUUCAUUCUACUCAGUCCUGUUUAUGUUGAACAUUUGAUGUCAUACCUAAAGGUUAAAAUCAAUCAACAUCAAUAAGUAUUGUUUUAAGAUAUUUGAUUAAUUAAAAUUUUUAUUGAGUUGCGACCAUUCAUGACAUUAGUCCAUAUAACUUUAGUUGAUAAUGUUGCAUGCUGGGUAAAGGGAUUCGGGUUUUGGCGAGCUGGUGCUGUUCAAAUUUUCUAUACACAUCGUCUUUAUCUCAGAACUACGCAUCGUAAAGACCCGAGAGUAAUACGUCAGCCACUUUCACUGAUUAACCUGAAGUAAAAUGUUUCCUAGGUAAUUGGUUAUAUACCAACUUUUUUGUUUACCAGCAAAAGCUGUCCUGCC